CACUCAUUCCACGAUGCUUCAAUUCAUCCUUAUUGUCGCUAUUGGCCUCGGAUUUUCCACGGCUCUCCCAACUACCACUGCCAAUACCCAUUUGCCCGACCACAUUAAUCCCGCCCCCUCGAAGUGUCCCACCCUCUGCGAGGACGCCAUCAAUGAAUGCGGCAUGAGGUACGGCGGGUGCUACCCGCACCCCAAAUGCGCCGGCGUCCCCAAACCAAUCUUCACCCCACCUCCGUGCCCAACCGUCAGCAAGGGAUGCCCUCAAAUCUGCUCGGACGCCGUCAACGAGUGCGGCAUGAUGUACGGCGGAUGCUACCCGGAACCCAAGUGCGCCGGCGUCCCCGCCCCAGUCUUCACCGCGCCUCCGUGCCCGCCCUCCGGUUCGAACAAGCCAGUCGCCUGCAUGCAGUCCAUCUGCUACGACCACGUCGAUGAGUGCGGCCAGGGCUUUGGCGGCUGCACCCUCGCCCCCGAAUGUGGUGGCCCCGCCAGUCCUACCUUCUCCCGCCCUAGCUGCAGCUUGACGAAGCCGACCGCGAAGCCUAUCCGUUACGUUCCGGUCGUCAAGAAGCCGAAGGCUACGCCUUACGCUUCGGCCGGUAAGAAGCCCAAGAACAAGAGUGUUCCUUGCACGUCGGCCACCGCCACCCCGACUCGCAGAUAUGUGUAGAUUCACCGUCUUGGUGUUGAUACAUCGUAGGAUAUUAGUUCAUAUGUAACUGGAUGAAGACGCGGACUCGAUGAUGAUGAGG
Messenger RNA from Tricharina praecox, 752 nucleotides. RefSeq lists its product as uncharacterized. Lineage: Eukaryota; Fungi; Ascomycota; Pezizomycetes; Pezizales; Pyronemataceae. The coding region runs from base 14 to 670 and encodes 218 amino acids. The transcript has a single exon. The record is from RefSeq and is a predicted model, not a curated record.